UAAAAGACUGCAGCACUAUUUUGGUCAUUUGUGCGAGAUCACUUCAAAGCCGCUCUUAUCAGUUAGGGUUAGGGAUCGAAAGCCUCCAUUACUACGAGACGAGGCCGCUGGAUUUCUGAGGCGACGGAGUUGGGCAGUGGGAAUUGAUGGCUCCUGCACAGCCAAAGACCGGCCUUUUUGUUGGGCUCAACAAAGGGCAUAUCGUCACCAAACGUGAGCUGCCACCUCGUCCGUCAAGCAGGAAAGGGAAAACUAGCAAGAGGGUUCAUUUUGUGAGGAACUUGAUCAGGGAGGUUGCGGGGUUUGCUCCUUAUGAGAAGAGGAUAACUGAGCUUCUGAAAGUUGGAAAGGAUAAACGUGCACUAAAGGUGGCAAAAAGAAAGUUGGGUACACACAAAAGAGCUAAGAAGAAGAGAGAGGAGAUGGCUAAUGUUCUCAGGAAGAUGAGAUCUGCAGGUGUUUCUGAGAAGAAAAAGUGAGGAUUUUCUCAAAAUGCCAGUAAUAUGGAGCUGCUGGAGCUUUUGUUUCUUUGGAAACGAAAUCCUUUCUCCUAGAAUUAUCUUUGUUUGAGUUUAUAGAUAGUCUAAAUCUAUGUUGGCAUGUAAGUGGUCUUGAUCUUCAAAUUCCUGUGUCUAGAAAAUUUUCUGUUUUGAACUCUCGUUGAAUUUUUCCCUUUUUUUCCAUGAAAUCUGAAGCGAUUAUUUCUGAAUUUUGAAGUCUUUUUAAUAA
Molecule: messenger RNA, 729 nt
Organism: Dendrobium catenatum
Lineage: Eukaryota; Viridiplantae; Streptophyta; Magnoliopsida; Asparagales; Orchidaceae
Product: 60S ribosomal protein L36-3-like
Exons: 4
Coding region: 147-479 (110 amino acids)
Biological process (GO): cytoplasmic translation
Cellular component (GO): cytosolic large ribosomal subunit; ribosome
Molecular function (GO): structural constituent of ribosome
Source: RefSeq, a predicted model, not a curated record